Molecule: messenger RNA, 557 nt
Organism: Pichia membranifaciens NRRL Y-2026
Lineage: Eukaryota; Fungi; Ascomycota; Pichiomycetes; Pichiales; Pichiaceae
Exons: 2
Coding region: 96-488 (130 amino acids)
Biological process (GO): SRP-dependent cotranslational protein targeting to membrane
Cellular component (GO): signal recognition particle, endoplasmic reticulum targeting
Molecular function (GO): 7S RNA binding; endoplasmic reticulum signal sequence receptor activity
Source: RefSeq, a predicted model, not a curated record
GAGCUAGAGAUCAGACGAAGAGGUGUCUUUGCACAAGUGAAGAGGGAGCUAGUGCAUUUGAAAAUACCAAAGCCAGCUAGGCGGCAAGCACAGAAAUGACAAGACUAGAGAACAAAGAGUUCUUUAAAGAGGUCGCAAACCUACUUACCAAGAACGGAGGCAAGUCCUCUAUAUAUCUGACGCAGAAAAGACUUUCCUACACGGUCGACGCAGAGAUCGAAGGAGUGGCACCUUUGAGUGAUCUCUCCAAAGAGGUCAAGCCUGUCCUCCACGAACACAAUCCAGACUUCAAGACAUAUUCAAUUCUCAUUAGAGUGACCGAUGGCAACAAGGAGAAGUCUGCAAGAGUGAAGUUGAGCACGGUGGUUGAGCCGGAAAAUCUCGAUGCGUUUUGGAACGAAUACACCAACGUGUUGAAGGCUGGCUUUGUCGGACUCAAGAAGAAAUCUAAGUCCAAGAAGAAGACCAAGAAAGCCUCUAAAAAAUAAGCACUCCCCACUAUAGUACUUUCCUUAUGACUUCUGUAAUUUUAAUACGUUGAAUUAUAAAAAAACAAA